Messenger RNA from Aspergillus pseudonomiae, 630 nucleotides. RefSeq lists its product as uncharacterized. The transcript is spliced from 2 exons. Lineage: Eukaryota; Fungi; Ascomycota; Eurotiomycetes; Eurotiales; Aspergillaceae. The record is from RefSeq and is a predicted model, not a curated record. Bases 75 to 428 code for a protein of 117 amino acids.
CAUCUAUACCAAAUCCCAUCAUCACUAUUAUCGAAGUAUCCCUAUCAGAACAAUAAACCCGAAAACCACCCAGAAUGGCCGACGCAAACAAGAUCCAGACCCUCGACACCCGCAUGAGCGAGCUCCUGGCAGCCAUCGAAUCCCACCCAAUGAUGACCGGCAGCCAACCCCACCCAACGGGUUUCUACAUCCAUGACUUCAUCCGCAACACCCACAACAAACUGAGGAGCAUCGACGCCCAGAAGCUCCAGUCGGCAGACCCCGCCACCGUCAAAGAGUUCCAGGAUAUCCGCGGCCGCAAUGUUCUUUCUGAGCAGCUGAUCGAGGGCAGCGGGCCCAUGGCACAGAUGAUGCUCAUGAUGGGGGGAGGUUCACUGGACUUUGGGGAUUCUAUCAAGCAGAAGGCCCAGGCGGUUAAUGCUGUCUAAAGCUUGGACAUGUUUUGGUUUGUUUGGAAUUGUGGUGCGUGUAUGAGAUAGGAUCUAGUUGGAAUUGAAACUAGGGCUUGGUUGUGAAAGCGACUGAAUGGCCAUGGUUGACUUCGUUUCGGGGUUGUCGAUGUGUACAAGUUUUUUAUAGAGUAUUAAAGAAUACUAUAAUGUACCGGCAUACAAAGCUAACUUAACACGA